Messenger RNA from Panonychus citri (citrus red mite), 1004 nucleotides. RefSeq names its product N-acylneuraminate cytidylyltransferase A-like (gene Csas). The coding region runs from base 169 to 864 and encodes 231 amino acids. The record is from RefSeq and is a predicted model, not a curated record. NCBI's taxonomy places the organism in Eukaryota, Metazoa, Arthropoda, Arachnida, Trombidiformes, Tetranychidae. Gene Ontology annotation, molecular function: N-acylneuraminate cytidylyltransferase activity. The transcript has 3 exons.
CAUUUCGAUGUUUUCAAAUCGAUCUAUCGACUCGAUUAUCGGUUCUCCAUCUUGUUUACUUUGGGUGAAAAUAAAUCAUUAAGAAUCUAAAUGAUUAAGAUUUGUUGUUUUUGCUAUCAAUUUCUGCCUAAACUUGAUUGUUAAUUAGUUGAUUGUCGCCGGUAAAUUAUGAAACAUUUCGCUCUGAUAUUGGCUCGUUCUGGAAGCAAAUCAAUCAGAGAUAAAAAUAUCUUCCCGAUCAAUGGAUUACCUUUAAUUGCCUAUUGCUUAAAGGUUCUUGAUUGUUGUCAUUUUCUUGAUGAUAUUUGGGUAUCAACGGAUGAUCAACGUAUCGCUGAUGUGUCACAAUCAAUUUCACCUCGAGUUAAGAUCAAUUAUCGAUCUCAAUCAUCAUCUCAAGAUAAAUGUUCAUCAAUUGAUUCAGUUAAAGAUUUUCUUGUCUCUACUCAAGAAUUUGGUGUAAUCUAUUUAAUCCAAUGUACAUCUCCAUGUUUAAAGAUUAAUUAUAUCAAACAAGCUUAUGAUUUAAUCAAUUCUGGUUCAUGGGAUUCAGUUUUUUCUGUAACUAAGUCUCAUCAUUUACGAUGGUCAGUUAAUUGUGACCAAUCAGUUAGUCCACUUAAUUUUAAUCCUCAACAAAGACCACGAAGACAAGACUGGCCUGGUGAUCUAAUUGAAUCUGGUCACUUUUACGUUGCAAAGACCAAACUAAUUUUGGAAAAAAAUUUACUACAAAGUGAAAGUAAAUCAACAAUUGUAGAGAUUCCUAAUUGUAUGUCCCUUGAACUUGAUGAACUUUGGCAGAUCCCGUUCAUUGAAUUAAUGAUUAAAUUACAUUACGAAGAUCCUCAAACUAUUAAAUGAGGCGAAUUGAACUUCCAAGGUAAUCAGUUAACAAUCAAGAUCGAUCUCAAUUGUAUUGAACUAAAGGGAAAAUCAACUUUGUAACGAAACAAUUUACAAAUGAUGAAACGUUUGAUGAUUAAAGUGAUGGUGAACAUUGA